AUGAAGGUGAUAAUGGUGAUGCUGGUGGGGAACAUGCCGCUGGACUACGUUCCUAAAGAGAAGGAGCGUGUAGGUUGGCGCAGAUGGAUGCAUGCGCAUACUCCGCAUCCACCAGAUCCGAGACAUUGUGCCGUUUAUACUCAGACUGAGUAUGAAAAGCAGCUGGCGUCCAUCUCCGCCUGCCACCUGGUGGUGGAAGACGCGGAGACCUGCCAGGCCACCGCGGGUUGCAGCUGGAAACCGAUCUUCCAGUCUGGGAAGUGCAUCGGGACUCCGAAAAUCGCCUUCCCGUGGCAGCGUGGUGCCAGUGCCAUAGUCGCGGAUUGCGAUCUGCUCCACCCAACAACGACCACCAGCACGGCGUCGGUCAGUACCAUUACAGAUACAUUAACCCACACUACCACGGUCACUACCGGCACCCAGACCAUCUCCACAACACGAAGCAGCACGAUGUCAUCUGCCACUACAACAUCAACUGUCACCAUGAGCAUCACAACUUCGGCGACCAGCCAAACUGCCACGGUCACUUCCACGGUGACAUCCACCACGCUGACGACCUCCACGAUCACAUCGACCUUGCUCCCCGGAAGCUGCCCUGUGCCGAACCUGGGCGACAGCGUCGACGCCUCUGAUUGCGUGGACAAGUUCCCGGGUGAGACAUGCCAGGUGCUCUGUGCAACGGGAAACCUGGGUGAUCCGAGCACCUUCUCCUGCAGCCAGCAGGAGAUUUUCACCGGCGAAGCGCCGACGUGUACGCCGACCACGACGUGGACAACGGCCACCACUACGCAGACACAGCUCGUCUUCUGCUCCGGCGGUUUGCCAACCGGUCCAGGGGUGGAUGUGAGCGACUGCCUGGGCAAAGUGAAUGGCCAAACCUGCACCGUUUCCUGCGUGGCGACUUACCAGGGAGAGGAUGCCGAGUAUGUCUGCAACCCCACUGAGGCGCGCUUCGCGGGCCCGGAAGUUACAUGCAGCAAGAUCACCUGCUCCGCUGACCAGCUACCAGCUGGCUACGACACUUCUGCGUGUGCAGAGACUGCUGCCGGAGAAAUCUGCAUCGUCUCCUGUCUGCCCGGCUUUGCGCCGGCCUCCGCGGCCUUCCUCUGUGGGUCGGACGGCACCUUCUCCGGCACGGCGCCCACCUGCGUCGCCGUGAGCUGCCCCGCUGACGAACUUCCCGUAGCACCCGGCCUGGACACCGAGGCCUGUGUUGGGGCAUCGGCGGGCGACACCUGCCUGGUGAGUUGUGCUGUUGGCUACCGAGGCGUUGGCUCCACCUUUGAGUGCCUCAACGACGGCUCCUUCGCAGGCGUCACGCCGAACUGCGAGCGGCGAACCUGCGACCUUCCCUCGGAGUUUCAGACGGAGAUGGUGAGCAGCACUUGUGCCGGGGCGAUGCACAAUGACCAGUGCGUGGCCAUCUGCAACCAGGGCUAUGAAGGCUUGCCGACGAAGCAGACUUGCUGGAACGGAACCUUCUUGGGUGUCGUCCCGAGCUGCUUUCCACGGGAAUGUUCCAUCCAGGGAACACGUCUUGAAACUGGCCUGGAUGCUACAGACUGCCUCGGAAAGAAAGUGGGAGAUACCUGCCUCCUUCAGUGCUCCCCUGGCUACGACCUCGUUGGAAGUGGAGUGCUACAGUGCCUGAGCACGGGGCUUUUCAACGAGUCGCAGGCUACUUGCGUGCCCGGUACGUGCGGGACUCUCUCGGACGUGCCACCGUUUGCGCCGCACUUCAUCGGCGACUCGUGCUCAGUGAUGAGGACGGGUCAGGUCUGUACGGCUUUCUGCGAGCCGGGCUAUGACAUUGUGGGUAACGCCAGCGUGCUGCUGUGUGAUGGCGCACCGGCCGACAGCGCUGGAUUCACCGAAGUGGUUCCAGGUUCCUCCUUGAGCUGGCCUGCCGUUGAGUCACCGGGUCCGACUUGCAUGAUCAGGACAUGCACUGGGGCGCCGGACAGCCCACUGCUCACCCACAACUGUUCGGCAGCGAAGACAGGAGAGACCUGCAUCGUGCAAGCAGUGCUGCCCUACCAGCUGGAAGGAGCAUCCUCCGUGGAGCUUGUCUGCGAAUCCAGCGGUUUCUUCUCCGGAACUUUACCGCCAGUCGUUCCAGCCGUGUGCCCCCAGCCGUCCUUCGCAAGCGGCAUUGGCAGCACAUGUGCGAACCGAUCCGUGGGUGCGGAUUGCUGGGCAUACUGUCUGAAGGACUGGGUCGGCGCCGCACGGAGAUAUGAGUGCCAGUUUGAUGCAGCCAGCAGCACCGUGGAAAUCCAAGCGACCGGGGAGGCGAUCGCAUGCGAGCUGAACAGCUCCGCCGCCCGACGACUCGCAGCAACGAACCCAUGUUCCGCUGAUUCGGCUUCCGCUGCUGGCUUGGCCGAGCUGCAGUAUACGCACAGCUGUGGCGACCAGCAGCACGACGAAGUGUGCUUGGCACACUGCAGCAUGGGCUUCACGAUGACUGAGGAGACCCCGGCAAUCUUGGUUUGCGACAACGGCGCCUUCGUCGGAGCAGCGAUGCCAACGUGCACUGGCCAGCCCUGCAACAACUCGCUGCCACAAGGUGCAGGUGUGAGUCAUAACUGCGACGGGACGACGGCCUUUGGCACGUGCGACGCAACGUGUGGACAGGCCGGCUACACCUACACCGCGGGCUCCCAGAAAGAGAUCUUCACCUGUAUGCCCUGGGGAAGCUUCCAAGGCAAUCAGCCAUCGUGCGAGCCCAUCUCGUGUCAGGACUUGGUUCUUGACGGCAUCUACUCCCACAACUGCAAGUCAAAACGCUUUGGGGACACCUGCGGCGUGAGCUGCGCCACUGGGUAUCACCUCAGCGGAUGGGGAUCGCAGUACGUGUGCGGGGCAGAUGGUACCUUUGAAGGGGUGCUUCCACAAUGCAACGGCAAUCCGUGCCAAAACACGGUGGAUGACCCUGCGCUGGAUGCAAGUGCCUGCAAUAGCCUCACCACCGGUGAGGACUGCAACGUCACCUGUCAAGCCGGCUACGGCUUCAACCAGACCACUGUAGUCUGUGGAGCAUCCGGCUUCCUCUCUGGGAUUCUUCCCAUCUGCAGUCCCCUGCCAUGCGUAGCAGACCCAGAGCUUCAGCACCCGACGCUCGCGCAUUCUUGCAACUCCGUGCCCUUCGGCCAAUCCUGUGUGGUCUUCUGUGCGAAUGGCUACGUCUUCAGCAAUGGCAGCUCCGCCGAGACCUGGCAGUGCCGCCUCAACGCCACCUCCGGGGCGACGAGCCUGGAAGGCCUGGUGCCCAGCUGCGAAGCCGAGCUUUGCAGCAGCGGCCUCCCGGCGAGCAGCCCGAGGGUCUCGGACAACUGCACGGGAAUCCGAACAGGUGAAGCCUGCGAAAGGACCUGUGCGCACGGCUUCUCCGGCGAGGAUGUGGUUUACGUCUGCACCAGCGAUGGAGCGGCCACAAGCAACUCGAGCUCUGCCUGCAGCCCGCUCUCCUGCAACUUCUCCGCGGCUCCGGAGAAUGUUAUCCACACCUGCAGCGGCAUUGUCUUCGGUGGCGGCUGUUCAGCCUUCUGUGCACCCGGCUAUGGCGAUGCCAAUGGCAGCAGCGUGCAAAGUUGGAGCUGUGAAGGAGCUGAGUCUGGGCUAGAGCUGAUCCCCGGUCAGAGCACAAGUGAUGUCGGCUUGAGGGGCACGGUGCCUAGCUGUGUCCCCUUGGGAUGUUUCUACAACUUUCCUUCCGGGGCCCAGUACCAGCACGACUGUGACGGCGUGGUGACCGGCGGCAGCUGUAACGUCUCUUGCGCCGAAGGCUGGGAGGGUCCCAGCUCGGUGCUGCGUUGCUCCGCAGAUGGCGGCCUGGUCGGCGCCUUCCCCGCGUGCUCCUUCCUUGUGGUGACGGAGACUGUCACAAGCACAACUGUGUCCACCAUGACCACGACCAACACUGAUAUACUGUUCGAGAUUCGGGUGGCCGUUGCUGGGCGCUUCAUCGUGGCUGUGAACAACUCGCAAGACUUCAUGUCUGACGCAAAUGUCACGGAGGCCUUCGCCACAGUACUCGCAACGCUGAUCCCUAUAGAUCCAACACGCCUCGCCGUGUCCUUCACCGCUGCCCGACGUCUGCAGGACUAUGGCCUGCUGGCAGAGUCCAGGUCGCGGCGUCUUGCGGAGCAGGUGCAGGUGAGCUACCAGACCUGGAUCAUGGGACGUACGCAAGAAGAGGCAGACAGCCUUGGGCUGAACAUCAGCUCGGGCAUGAACUUCACCAGCCUCGCGGCCUUGGGCGACUUGCUCCUCGCGGAGCUGGGCUCAGAGAAGGGCCUCUACUAUGCGCUGGAUGUUCGGUCCCACAACGUGGACAUUACUGUGGGAAGCCGUAUUCAGGAGGUCGUCGCGAAGGCGAAGGUGGACGAGACCUGCCCCGUAGUGAACUUGCCGGCCAUCUCAGGUGCUGGCCCAUUCGACUGCCAGGAGCCAAAGUUCGUCGGACAAAGCUGCAAUGCGACCUGCUCUUCCCAAGAGAUCGUUUCGGCUUCAUGCCUUUCGGAUGGGACCUGGUUAUUGGCGUCAGACUGCGUGCCGCUGUCAGACGACCCAGUCCAAGCCGGCAUCGACCCACUCCUCAUCGUUGUGCUUGGGUCAGCUCUGGCUUUAUGCUGCCUCGUGACGGUCUGCGGCAUCCUCUGCGCACGCCGCACGACGGAAAAGACGGUACCCGAGCCAGAGGUCAAGGAGGAGGCGCCUCCUCUACCAUUGCCUUUGCCUUCUAUCCUCGAGUUGCCGAAGCAGGACGACUUCGACACCAGCUUCUGGAAUUGGGCAGAGAGGUGGGAGCAGAGCCGGCCGAAGUCAGGCGGCGUGGACAUCCCACUGGUGCCACCGCCGUCACUUCCUGGCGCCGUGGAGUUCCGAAAGAGCGGGUCAAGCGACUCCUUGGAGAGGCGGCCUUCGUUGCCCACACCUCCGGCAAGGCCGCCCCCAUCUCCGAAGAGGGGAAUGACUUUGCCGCCCCCAGUGCCACCGAUGAGGAGGCGAGCGCUGUCCCCGGCUGCACCCGGAUCGCCGGUAGGAAGCCACCUGGUGGUGCAGGUGAAGCCAGCUGCGUCCGAGGACCAGCUGCGAGUGUGUGCCUCGGAAUUCGAUGCGGCACCGAUGGACAUGCUCGAGGAUGUCGUCGAGGAGGAGGAGCGGUUCAUGCUCAACAUCGGCCGGAUGGAUGGCUCUAUGCUGGCAAAGAUGCAAGUGCGAUCCCACCAAACCGUGGGCGAGCUGGUGGAGUCCUUGAAGCAGGCGGGAGACUUGGGCAUGGAUCUCGUGCUCGCCCGUGAGACGAAGGUGUUGAGGCCAGACCAGAGGCUCGACGAUUGCGGCCUCUACGACGGCUCCCAGGUAAUUGCCGUCCGGCAUCCGGAGCUCUUCGUGGCCGGCGCCUACGAUGAUGGGAUGGUCGCCGUUUGGAGUGUAGAGUCUGGCGUGUGCGAGAGGACCUUCGAGUGCCGCUACGGGGCCGUGAAGUCUGUGGCUUUAGCACAGUCUGGGCUUGUUCUGGUACUUGGCAUGGUGGAUGGCACUGUGCAGCUCUGGAACGUGGUGACGGGCCAGCUUAUGAGGCAGUACAGCGGCCACAUGGGCGCGAUCUUCUCGGUGGCGGCAUCACCGAACGGGAAGAUGAUCGCCACGGGCUGCUUCGACGGGACUGCAAGAAUUAUCGUGCUGGAGUCUGGCAAGAUCGUGCGAGUCUGUUCUGGCCACCGGGGCAGCAUCAUGUCCCUUGCGUUCAGCGCCGAUUCGAGAACUGUGGCAACCGGAUCAGAGGACUCCAUGGUGAAGCUCUGGAAGGUGCAGGAGCGAUCCGGCGAGUUGACCCUCUCGGGCCACACCGGCACUGUGACGGCCAUUGCCUUCUCCACGCACAGUAAGGCAGUGGCCACCGGUUGCGACAAUGGGGAGGUUCAUGCCUGGUCCGUGGUUUCUGGACGCCUGGUGUGGGAGCUGCCCAGAGCUCAUGCGUUGGUGAAAACAUUGGGGUUCUCUCGUGACGGUGUCAGCUUGGCCGUUGGCUGUGCCAAUGGUGACUGCCUGCUGUACAGCGCGGACACACGCAGCUGCGCAAGCAAAGUGCAGUGCGACAUGGCUGGCUCGAUCCGGUGCAUGGGCUUUUCGCCUGCCUCGAAGCUCCUGAUCUGCGGGGGCGAGGUUGGCGUACUGCAAGUCUUUGGCUCCGAGGAUGGCUCCUGCAAGAAGAUCCUGGAGUUGGAAGCGAGCGCCCUCGGGCAAACGGGCACUCUGUCGGCAGUUGCCGUUUGUGCCGGACCCACGCCGGGGAAGAAGGCUCGAGGUCGCCACCGGCCGGAAAACACUCAGCUGGAGCUCCACGAUGCAGAGAGGGCAGCACUUCCUGCGGUUUAG
Molecule: messenger RNA, 6387 nt
Organism: Symbiodinium sp. CCMP2592
Lineage: Eukaryota; Dinophyceae; Suessiales; Symbiodiniaceae
Source: the annotation of a GenBank genome assembly